GAUUCAUUUACAAAAGACAAAGAAAUUAAUGAAACACAUGCUUCGAAAUUGCCUCAGUUGUCUGUGCCUUUUUUAUUUCAUUUCCUUCAUAACAUACACCAAGGCAGAAUCUGCAUUUGGAAAAGAACGUAUUUUCUUCCACUUUUUAACUGGAAAUGGGUCAUAUCACACACCAAGAAUUUACCCACAAUAUUUGAUGGAUGCUCAUAGGCUACAUAAAGCAAUUAUCAAAAAAAAUGCUGAUAUCAUUAUAUGUAUUCUGGGCAGACGAACAAAUUAUGAAAGACAAGAAAUCAAAGAUUAUUAUACAAAAUUUUAUGUUCAAACUCUUGAACAGCGUAUGAGUCGACUGUCUGAUGAAAAUUUCCGAAAUCUUGUUUUAAGUCUCCUGAAAGACUUACCGAAUUAUUUAGCUGAAUUACUUCGUGUUGCAUUAUACUCUGAUAAAUUUUCUACUGUUACUUAUACGUCGAUUGGUUUAUGGAAUGUUGAAGCAUUCACAGUUAAGGAGAUUUAUGAUAAGAGCAAUCAAAGUGAUUUACUGAAAGAUAUUACAGAAACAACAUGUGGAGAAUACCAGAAUGGACUAAAAUGCUUAUUCACAACAAAUCGUGAAAACAUACCAAUCCAACGCAAAACUAAGGAUGAUAAUGUACGUUGGACCCCUGCUGUCUAUCCAGAAUCAGCUAUGACAGAUGCCAAGGUUUUAUAUGAGUCUCUUCACAGGCCUGAAUGUCUUUGUGGUGGAAAUACAACAGAUAUAUUUUGUGAGGUGGCACCUUUUCAGCUGAAUCUAACGGCUGCAAUUUAUAAGCAACUAUAUGGAACGAACCUGGAGGACGACAUAAUUAAAUCUACAAGUGGAAAUCAACGAGAAUUGUAUUUAGCACUGCUAAGAUAUGGAACAAGCAGAGGAGAAUUGUAUGCAAAGCUACUUCAUGCAGUGCUAACGAAAGCAGAGGUGGAUUAUGAAGUGCUUAAUCGUAUCGUCAUCACACGAUCAGAAAUUGACAUGGACGACAUAAUACAAGCGUACAGAAGACUUUAUGGAAGGCCUUUAGCUGACCAAAUAGCAUCUAGAACUAAAGGAUACUACAGAUUGUUGCUGCUCACAUUAUUGGGUCACAAUCAAAAAUGUCCCUUCUAUCCUAUUGAAAAGUGUUAA
Messenger RNA from Trichobilharzia regenti, 1165 nucleotides. The record is from the annotation of a GenBank genome assembly. Lineage: Eukaryota; Metazoa; Platyhelminthes; Trematoda; Strigeidida; Schistosomatidae.